This is a messenger RNA of Oppiella nova, 2136 nucleotides long. The record is from the annotation of a GenBank genome assembly. NCBI's taxonomy places the organism in Eukaryota, Metazoa, Arthropoda, Arachnida, Sarcoptiformes, Oppiidae.
GUCCGACAAAUAGUCGUCUCAAACGGCGGAUCAAACUUCGAGUGCUCUUCAGAUCCGGAGGAAAGGAAACAGUUAUGGAAAGCGAGACACGAGUUGUACUACUCGUGCAAAGCACUCGUCCCCAACUCGACGGCUCUCAUAACCGAUGUUUGUGUCCCGAUCUCGAAGUUAACCGAAAUGAUCGUCAAAACCAAAGAACUGAUAGCCAGUGAAGGGGUGUUGGGGCCUAUGUUUGGACACGUAGGGGACGGCAACUUUCAUACCAUACUAGUGUUUAACAGAGAUAAUGAUGAAGAGUUGGUUCGCGUGAAAAGAGUGGCCACGAAAAUGGCUGAAAUAGCGCUGGACUUAUGCGGCACCUGUACGGGAGAGCACGGCGUAGGCCGAGGGAAAGUGCUGUUAAUGCGAUCGCAAUACGAUUCAGUGGCCAUCGAUCUCAUGAAGAGCAUCAAGUUGACAUUAGAUCCCAAGAACCUCAUGAAUCCUAACAAAUUCGAAAUACAGGCAAAGAAUGUCAGCGUUUUGGUAGAGAACGGAGAGAUCCAUGGAUUCACGCAAACAUUUAACGGCACAGAAUUGGAGACCUAUUUGGGUAUCCCAUACGCGGAACCGCCUGUCGGUCCCCUCAGGUUCCAAAGGCCGGUGCCGACGAAGAAGUGGUCCAAACCGGUGGAGGCCUUCCAGUGGCCCAACGCUUGCUAUCAAUCGGACGUUGAGUUACCUCUCAUGCAAAACAAGAAUCGGAGCGAAGACUGUCUGUAUCUCAAUGUAUUCACACCCGCAAGAAAUGGAUCCGCCGACGCUCUCAGACCGGUAAUGGUAUGGAUACACGGCGGCGCCUUCAUCAUAGGGUCGACCAGUGAAAUCCAAUACAAUCCACUUGUUUUGACCGCCAGAGGAGAUGUGGUUAUAGUUUCCAUUAAUUAUAGAUUAGGAGCGUUGGGAACGCUUUAUGGGGGAACGGAUGACACGCCUGGAAACACUCUCUUCUGGGAUCAGACUCUAGCCCUUCAAUGGGUUAAGACUAAUAUUAAAAGUUUCGGCGGAGAUCCCAAUAGAGUGACAAUAUUUGGUGAGAGCGCCGGCAGUAUGUCUGUGAGUGGUCUCAUCCUAUCGCCCAAAAGUGGAGAUCUCUUCCAAAACGCUAUUAUGAUGUCCGGCGCGGCACUUAUCUACGGAGCGGUUGAAACGCCUGAAACAGCCCUCAAGUAUUGGUUAAAACAAACACAACUAAUCGGUUGUUCAGACAAAAGUGACCACAAAUUUACGCCUAAAAUAAUUGAAUGCUUGAGGAAAGCCCCGGUAGAGAAGUUGGCAGUCAUUCUUAAAAGUCCUUUCGAUGUAUCGGGAGAUAAAAUAGAUGUCGUUCCCAUGUUUGUAGUAGAUGGCCAGCAUUUUACAAAAACGCCGAUUGAGAUGCUAUUAAGUGGUGAUCAUAAGAAAGGUCUAAAUCUAUUGAUUGGCAAUUGUCAGGACGAGGGAUCAAUUCUGUUGGCAUCACUCGUAGAUAAUAUCACUUUCAAUAUGACUUCUCCCAAAUAUUUUACAUACAAUGAGGCGUUUGACAAAUUGAAGGCAUUAUCGUCGGGACUUACUUCAAGCAAACCAAUCAAUGGCGAAGAGGUGUCUAAAAUGUAUUUUACGGGUCUUUCCUCUAAAACAGACAAAAAUUUAUUGCUUCAAGAAAUUGGUGUCGCUUUUGGAGACUAUGCUAUCAUUUGCCCGACUAUUCAGUUUGCAAAGACCCUGUCGUCUAAUGAUAAGACUCAUAGCAAAGUAUACCAAUACUAUUACAAUAGCAAAUUUGGGCCAAGAUUUGUGUGUAUGGGCUCCUGGAUGGGUGUUUGUCACGCCAGUGAUCUACUGCCAGUAUUUGGACAGCCUUUCCUUCAGCCGGACGGGUAUUUAGAUCGCGAACGAGAGAUAUCCAUACAAAUGAUGGACUUUUUCAUUAACUUUGCGAAGAAUGGCACUCCCGGUGUGAUCGAUGGUGCGGAAUGGCCUCAAUACUACUCAGUCGGUGACCACACUAUAGCUCCCUAUUAUGAGAUCACAAACCAACCAAAAUCUGUCACUAAUUUUAAUGCCGGCCUUAAGAUCGAUGAAUGCGAGUAUUUGUGGGAUCAAUACAAUCAU